Messenger RNA from Vespa mandarinia (Asian giant hornet), 5376 nucleotides. Its product is annotated as beta-hexosaminidase subunit alpha. Gene Ontology annotation, cellular component: lysosome; membrane. The record is from RefSeq and is a predicted model, not a curated record. Lineage: Eukaryota; Metazoa; Arthropoda; Insecta; Hymenoptera; Vespidae. Gene Ontology annotation, molecular function: beta-N-acetylhexosaminidase activity. Gene Ontology annotation, biological process: ganglioside catabolic process; glycosaminoglycan metabolic process; carbohydrate metabolic process.
UCGGUUGGCACAGCUCGGUAGUAUCAUCGUCAGUAGACGAUGACCGCUCGCUGCUAGCGGAUCGUUCUUAUUCGGCAAACGUGUUUUACCUGAAACGUUGAUUACUAUUAAACAAACGAACAAACAAACAUGUGUCGUUUGUAUUUAAUAAAUACAUUUUUAUUAGUCUGGCUGUUUGCAUCAUUACCCAAUUUGAGUAUACAAUUGCAUUCGUUCUCUGGUGCAUGGGUUAUACCGACCGAAGGUGAAAUUUGGCCGAUGCCGAAUCAGAGAAUCGUUCGAAAGGAAUUUUAUCUUUUAAGACCGUCGACCUUUCAAAUUCGAACAGAAACUGAAAAUUGCGAUAUAAUCAACGAGGCUAUCGAAAGGUACAAGGGUAUAAUUCUAACCGAUGCAAGAAUAGGUAGAAUCGUUAGCGAAGGACAUCCCAGAACAUCUGCACGAAACGAUGCAUUCUUCAAGGGUACAUUAACGAGCUUGGAGAUUCAAUUAAAGAAUCCUUGCCAACAUAACGGCGAAUAUUGGCCACAUUUGUUCAUGAACGAGAGUUACAUACUUGAAAUAAACGAAAUAUCAACCAAUGCUAGUCUCUCAGCUGACUCCGUUUGGGGAAUACUUCGAGGUCUUGAAACUUUUUCACAAAUCCUCGUACCAUCUGGAGACGGUCCUAUCUUGAAGUUACAAUGUCAGACGAUCGUGGAUACACCGAAAUUACGACACAGAGGUAUUCUUUUGGAUACGUCUCGUCAUUAUCUACCAGUAUCCGACAUACUUCUUACAUUGGAUGCAAUGUCCUACAACAAGCUAAACGUUUUACAUUGGCACAUAGUAGACGACAAUAGUUUCCCUUACCAAAGCUUUAAGUAUCCAAAUUUAUCAGCUAAAGGUGCUUAUCAUUCUACCAUGGUUUACACGCCCAAUGAUGUACAAAGAAUCAUUACUUAUGCGAGAUUACGUGGGAUUCGUAUUAUAUCAGAGUUUGAUACACCUGGACACGUAGCAGCUUGGGGUUUAAGUUAUCCGGAACUUCUCACGAAGUGUUAUGACUCUACUGGUAAUCCGAAUGGUAAACUUGGACCGAUCAAUCCAACAAAACCAGAGGUUUACGAAUUCAUGAGAAAUCUAUUUUCCGAGAUAGUUGAGAUAUUUCCAGAUAAUUACGUUCAUCUCGGUGGCGACGAAGUACCUUUCGAUUGUUGGGGUAGCAAUCCCCAGAUAAAAUCAUAUAUGCAAGCUCACAAUAUGUCGAAGAAUUACGCGUUAUUAGAAGGAAAGUACAUUACCAAGUUAUUAGAGAUCACUAGCACCUUGGGUGCCAAUUCGAUCGUAUGGCAAGAGGUUUUCGAUAACGGCGUAAAUCUUCCCAAUACCACGGUAGUACACGUGUGGACCGGACGCUGGCAGAACGAGUUAGAAAGGGCAACAAAAGCCGGACAUCCGGUUUUGUUAUCGGCUUGUUGGUAUCUCGAUCACAUAAGCAAUGGAGGCGAUUGGAAAAAGUAUUACACGUGCGAUCCUUUAGGAUUUCCGGCACCACCCGAAGUCAACUUGAGGGAUUUCAUGUUGGGAGGUGAAGCUUGUAUGUGGGGCGAGUUUGUGGACAGGAAUAACAUUCAUCCAAGAAUUUGGCCACGGGCUAGUGCCGCAGCCGAACGUUUGUGGAGCGAACAAGCGGAAAGUUUGACCGAAGCAUCAAGACGCCUCGAAGAACACGCCUGUCGUAUGAACAGACGGGGUAUACCAGCCCAGCCACCGAACGGACCAGGAUUUUGUGUACUUACGACCUUGUCCACCCUGUCCACCUUGCUGCCCUAUGCCUUGUCCUCCAAAAGUGGUGGUGACAUGUCCUCCUCCCUGCUCACCUUGUCCACCGCCUCCUCCAACUUGCGUUUACGUUUGUACGCCAAAAUGCAUACCUUGUAUGCCGUGUCCACCUCCUACACCCCCGGUUUGCUCACCUUGCAGACCGCUUUGUCGUUAGUAUCGUGUAUUAAGUUUGAACAUUACGAACGCUACGAUAUAUUACUCUUUGUGAUACUUUUUUGUUUUGAUUUUUUUCAGUGCCUUGUCCACCUUGCUGAGAAUUCAGUCGAUUUAGACCAAAAUAAUUUUUAUAUCAAAUUGACAAGGUACGAAUCUCUUUCUAUCAUGAACAAAAGGAAAGUUUCCACAGAGAGGAAUACUGCUGCCAAAGAUUCUACUCGACGACCUAGCAUAUCUAGUAUUCAAACACGAGUCACAAAUAUUCCUCAAAGGAGACGUUCUCGAUCAGGAAAAUCACCUUUGCCAGAGGCAAACUUAAUUCAAGCCACAAUGACAAAAUUAUCAAAAACAAUGCUUGCAACUGGAGACAACAAGGUUGCUCCCCCAAAAACAAUAUUCAAUUCUCAAGAUAAAUCCAAAGAAUUACAAUCGAGUUCGUCACCACGAUUGAAAAGCUUUCCAGCUGAAAAAAUUCGCAAAUAUGACAAUUCAGCAUUGUUUAAUAAUAAAUUGAUAAGGGGUAUGGUCAAUCAACAAAAUUCUGAACGUUCGGCUACAUUAUACAUGCCAGAUUCUACAGGUCAUAAUUACGAGUACGGUGAUCAAAUUAAUGGGAUACAUAAUGGACAUCAAAAUCAGUCACAGUCACAGACGUCGGAAAAUAUGUGCCAACAACAAAUUUCCAUGAACUAUUCGAUGCAUCAGCCAAUUCCACAAUCAAACGGAGCUUUAACUUAUCGGGUACAUGGUCCAGAUAAACAUCGGCCAAACGUACCGCAUGGACAUCAAUCGCACGUAACUGCUGUGGGUACACCUAACUCGUUGGCUUAUGUUCACAAUGGUCAAACACCUGUAGCUCGAUCUUCUACACCGGCGACACAAUUACAUCCUCAACAGUCACAAAGAAUAUCUAAUGAAAUUACGAAUAUACAGAAAGAAAACAAUUGGGUAAAUGAUGAACUUCCUCAAAUUGUUGAUCUAGAGAAACAACCUGUUGGUGGAAGAAAUUUAAUGUUACAUAGACAAGCAAUCGAUCGUCCUAUGUCUGUACCACCUUUUUACAAUAUUCAAUCCUCUCAAGCAAAUUCUUCGCCUGUUUUAACGCAUGAACAUCCUCAGCAAAUUUAUCAACAACUUCAAAACAAUAUAGCUCAUCAGCAACAAAUGCAACAACGGGCGUUUAAUCAGCAAUUCCAAAUGAUGUCAGGACAUCAAACACAACAUUCAGCACAUGCUAAUCAAGAUUAUUAUAAUUAUUUUCCUCAACAGUUGUCGGAAAGAACAUCGUUCCCUUAUGGAAUGACUUCGCCUCAAGAUGCAAACGUAAAUCAAACGAAAAGUGCUCUAAAUCCUAUGGUGUCGAUGCAACAACGACAACAAUUAAGUAGUCAGCAUAAUGAAGCAGUACCGAAUAGUAAAAUGUUAAUUGAUAAUCCAAAUAUAAAAUCUCAAAUCAAGCCAUACACCAUCAACCUAGUUGACAAUACCAAAUCGCAAAACGUUACAUAUGGUCAUCAUUAUGGUCAAAAUCAUGGUCAAGUAUCCCAAAUGUAUCGACCAACGAUUCAAGGACAACAAUUUUUAAAUCAUUUCCAACAGAAUAUGAUGCCUCCAAAUCAUGUUCCUCAGCAAGUAAUCACAACUGAAAUACCUACAAAUCUUGAAAGAAACAGUUUGAAAUUUACACCGAAAAUGAUUCGAGAUCAAGAGCUCUUGAUAACAACUAUGAAACAACAAGGUAUAUCCGAAGAAUUAAUGCGAAGGCAGUUCGAUAAUUUACUAAAGGAACAACGCAGACAACUUGAAUAUCUUCAACAAUUUAAUCAAGAGGAUGAUUAUCCUGAUAAAAAAAAGCAAGAGAUACGUAAAAAGAUACAGAUAGACGAGAAACCUGAAUGGAUGGCUCAUAUAACGCCACCACAUAUUCCUUACAGUGAUUUAGAAAAAUUAAACGCCAAAAUUCGAGAACAAAACUUAAUUUCAUCUCAACAGCAAUUUAACGAGAAUCAACCAGUGGAUUUCAAUAAACUGCAAGAAAAUGGGAAUAAUCCAUCCAAAAUGGUGCCAUCGUUAUCACAGAUUUAUGAUCAGUCUCAACAAAAUGCGUAUCAACUCUGGCAACAACAAACGGGAGUUCCAACAGGAACAGUAAUACCACAAUAUACAUACGGAUCAUCCGAGCCUUAUCGUCAUGUAAAACCAAUUCAACAACAUUUCAAUAAUAAUCCGAUGCGAUCGCAAUAUCCUAUUUAUUGGCAACAAUCGCAGCAAAUUCAACAACCAUAUCAACAACCAUAUCAACAACAGUAUCACCAAGUACCAGAACAAGUUUCAUGUCAACCUGAUCAGCCACGAAACGAAGAAGAUUCCCGUCUUUUCAAGAAAGCCUUUAGUCUGAACGAUUUGAAUAUGAGAAAUGUCGAACCAUCGAGUUUAUUGAAACUAAGAUUAUACAAAGAUGUGAUCCGCCCUCAGAAACGUAAUAACGGCUUGCAAAAUCCAGAUACGAUCCAGAAAGCUUUGGAGAUCUUAAAUAAUCCAGAAAGUCAGAAAGGUCUUGAAUAUCUCGCAAAUCUUAACAGAAAGAAUCUACAAACUAAACUGAAUGGUAUGCAAGAUCCGAAUGAAACGACACCAAAUUUAAUAUCAAAACCACCCUUCAAUAAUUCUAAUUCGAUGUCGCAAAGAGCUAUCUCAGCAAAUGGUCUAGAAAAUAAAAGAAACCCUAAUAAUCCACUUCCCCAACCGUUAACAUAUUUAAAAAGAUCUGAAAUUGGAACGACUGGGAAUGAAUACCCAAAACAAAAACAGUAUAAUCCACGAAAUCGUUAUAGUUUGAUGGCUGAAAGAGAAGACGGGACAGUAGCUCCAACCGUACAAUGUCAGUUGCCUUAUUCAGAUCAACAGUUAAAUCACCAACAACAACAAAAUUAUCAGAAAUUAAUUCCUUAUAAUGAAAAAAAUCCAUUAUCGGUAUUGAACAAGCAAAUGUCUUACAAAUUUGAUGGUUCCGGUAAUCCAGAUUAUUUUCAGCAGUUACAACAAUUCUAUCAGAAUAAACAAAAUGUGAUUAGUAACAACGGACAGGGAGAUGUACUUAACCUACAUAAACCAAAUACAGCCAAUAUAGCAUACUUCGAUUGUCCUGGUGGCGACACAGCAGAUUUAUCAUAUUCCAGAGAGAACGGACAGAUACAGAAUAAGAUGGCACCAUUUGGCCCAUCUCAAAGAUUGAACGGAACCUACAAUUCGCCAGAUAUUCGAGAAGCCAAAACUAUUGGGGGUGUCACGUACCUUGCCAGAAAACCGAACUAUAUACCAAACCAACCAAUGAUACCUGAGAACUCUUUGACUGCUAAUAAAUAUAUACAACCAGCCAUGAUGUAUCACUGA